AUGGGAAAACUUGAAGAAAACUUAGAAAAGGCCAUUUUAUUAUAUAAGGAUGAAAGAGUGUGGGAGUACGGCUUUAUAUGUGUAUAUAAUCAAAAUCCACUAAUAUUAGAAAUACAAAGAAGAGCAGCAUGCAUUAAAUACUUUGCAAAUAGUUUUAACGACUUAAAUAUAAAUAGAGUUGAAAUUAAUUCAGAUUUUUAUAAUAAAAAAUAUGAGGACUUUUUUCAUGAAUUCAAGUUGAAUAUUCUUCAAAGUGAAGUAAAAGAAGAAUUCUAUUCCGAAAAUGAUACAGAGAGCAAUAAUUCAUUCAAAUCUUUAAACAGCCAAUUUGAAUCACUAAACAAUGUUGAUGAAUUGGAGAUUAAAAGUGACUGCUAUUUUGAUGAUAAAGGAAAUUUAUUUGAUGAUAAGGAGUACGAGGAAUGUACCGGAUUAAUAACAAAAACAAAACCAAGAGAAUGGCAAUAUAUUAUUCAAAAGAAUCCUUUUGACUUGUGGUACAGAAGCUACGAGAAUUCUUCAAUUAUUGAAAUAUGUUUUCAAGGGUUUAUUAAAACCAACAUUUUUAAUGUUCUUUCUGUAUUUUACGAAAGAGAUUUAUAUAAGGAUUGGAUUCCAUAUUAUACUUUCCCAAUUAAAUUUGGACUUAAUUCUAUUAAAGAAAUACUACACAAGGACAGAAUACAUUUAGUCACUGCAAUAUAUAUAGACAUCCCAUGGCCAUUUGCUAAUAGAGAGAUUAUUUUGGAAAUUUGGGUUAGUAACGAAAUUAUUCCUAAUAACAGAAUAUUUAUUCAUGCAUCAUCUAUUGAGAAUCACGGAUACCAUCCGAGAUUAAAAGUUGAAAUUCCAUAUUCUUUGGGAUAUUCAAAUAGAGCCAAAAUUUCUGGAGGAGGAUUUGUAAGUCCCCAUGGUGAUGAUUUGACCCAUUUAAUUUUCAAAUGGAAAAUUGAUUUGCUUUUUGAACCGCCUAAAGUACUACUCAACUUCUUCUUAAGAAACUUCAUUAAGGCUUGUUGGGAUAAAUUUAAUAAUGUCUGUAUUCAUGUCGAUGAACCUAAUUCUCUACAUAAAGAAAGACUCACCACCAACAAAGAUUUAUAUGAUUUUAUUAGAACUAAGAUCAACGAGAGAAACAGAAUUGAGCUCAAAAAUACCAACGAUUCAGCUUUUAAUUAA
Messenger RNA from Cryptosporidium ubiquitum, 1179 nucleotides. RefSeq lists its product as uncharacterized. The record is from RefSeq and is a predicted model, not a curated record. Lineage: Eukaryota; Apicomplexa; Conoidasida; Eucoccidiorida; Cryptosporidiidae. The coding region runs from base 1 to 1179 and encodes 392 amino acids. The transcript has 2 exons.